AUGAAAUCAUUGAAAAAUGAUCGAUAUUGGAUUUCAACAGUUCAUUCAACAUUAAAUUUAUUUGCUGCUGGUCAUGAUAAUCAAAUAUUCACGACGAUUGGAAAUUACAACAUCAAAAGGUGUUCCUCUAAUGUAAUUACAAAGGAUGAUUCAGGUGUUUUUCAUCAUACAACAUCAAAUCAUAUUAAGUAUGCAUUUAUCAAUGGUGACGAUGGAAUUAUUCAUAUACUUGAUUUAUAUAUUUGUAUAACAAAAGUUAAAGUAAUAGAAAAUACGAUGAAACGUGAAGCCCAUUCACCAAAACUAUUUUAUCCAGCAGUUGGAUUAAAAUUAGAAGAAUUAGUUCGACGUCGUCAAAUCGCUUAUCGUUUAAAAAAUAAUGGAAAAUUUCAAAAUCAACAAUCAAUUGAAAUAUCAAAACAUGAUGAAAAACGUUCAUGUGAAUUAGCUGCUUAUUUUACUCAUUUACAAUUACAACCAAUACAUAAAAUCAUGACAUUAAAAUCUUCACUUAAUCAAGCAUUUAAAUUAACAAAUUAUAAAACUGCAACAAACUUUACCAAACGUUUAUUGGAAUUGGAACUAACACGGAAAGUAUUAAGUGUUCGUGAAAAAAUUCCAAUUGAUGAACAUCCAUUAAAUUAUGAUGAAUAUAGUCCAUUUAAUAUUUGUGCAGCAUCCCAUGUACCACAUUUAUCGUGA
Molecule: messenger RNA, 702 nt
Organism: Rotaria sp. Silwood1
Lineage: Eukaryota; Metazoa; Rotifera; Eurotatoria; Philodinida; Philodinidae
Source: the annotation of a GenBank genome assembly